AUGGACAUCAGUCGGCUGUCAGACAACGACACGGCUUUGGAAGCAGACAGUCGAAGCGCAAGCCCCGAUUCUCUCGACGACUGGCAGGAUCUGAUCCGUGACGGCAAUGUUACGGCUUUGAGACAUGCCUGUACUCAGCUGCGUGCUGAAGGGAAGUCCUUUCCGCUGCAGGCCAUGCUACAAAUUGCCUUGGCCAGAGACGACGCCAGCGUUUUGCAACUGCUGUUCGACCUGGGCGCCAGAAUUGAGCCAUGCUUGGACACUCUAACUAUCAAAGAAGAACGGAGACCGCUAAAAUUUUACCGAGUCUUGAUAAAACAUGGCUGGCCAACAGGACCUCGAGGCAUGACCAACAAUCUUGGCCAUGGCCGUGAAGUUGUAGAGCUCCUUCUGGCGAGUGGUCGAAUGGUCAGUGUACCGUGUUUGCUCGCAGCCGUAAGGACAGGUGAUGUUGAAGUGCUGGCAAUAUUGUUACAGAAAAUCAACCCACGGGCGAAAGUGCCGGUGAUGGAAGACUAUGAGAUGGCAAUGAACGAUCCUGGAUAUUGGACCAGCGCUCGAAUGUUCUCGGAGAGGCCAUCUUUGCAGCGCAUCAUAGAUGAAGCCAGCCUGCUGCCGCUAGCCGCAUUGUACCAGGAGAUCGAUAUGGUGCAGCACCUGUUGGAGCUGCAAGCAUCGGUGAACCUGGUGCCAGUGGCAGAUCAGUCUCCAGAGGGUGUCAACGGCUGCGCCCUGCACAAGGCCGUGAGCGGUGCCGUUGUGGGCCGAAUCCCUCAGCCGAAGCUCGUCCAAAUGCUAUUGGAAGCUGGCGCAGAUCCGUUGCUGAUGGAUGACCUUGGUCGUACAGCACUCGACAUCAACGAGAGUUGGGGGCAUGCCUCCACCAGGGACUCUAUUCGUUGUCUGCUGCGUGACCGUAUGGGCUCCUAUGGAUGA
This is a messenger RNA of Cercospora beticola, 936 nucleotides long. RefSeq lists its product as uncharacterized. The record is from RefSeq and is a predicted model, not a curated record. NCBI's taxonomy places the organism in Eukaryota, Fungi, Ascomycota, Dothideomycetes, Mycosphaerellales, Mycosphaerellaceae.